Parnassius apollo (apollo) is the source of this 570-nucleotide messenger RNA. Lineage: Eukaryota; Metazoa; Arthropoda; Insecta; Lepidoptera; Papilionidae. The record is from the annotation of a GenBank genome assembly.
AUGGAUGAAAGGCGUAUCGCUCAAAUCGAAUCUUGGCUUGACGAAGAUUAUAGCAGUGAUGAUUUGGAAGAUGACGCAAGCUCAAACGAUGAAGAAGAUUUUCUGGAAGUGCAGGAUCACCAAUCUGAAUCUGAACAAGAAGAAGAAACUCCAAAUGAGGUAUCUACCGUAACCGUUUCUGAACUAGGACAAGAUGAUUCCUCACAAGUUGGCUGCGAGGAGUAUUACAUUGGUGUGGAUAAUACUCGCUGGAGUAAGACUGCGCCAUCGAAUAGAGGAAGAACUCGCAGUCACAACAUUGUUUUUGUACCUCCAGGACCAAAAGGAAUCGCCCGGGAGAAAGGUGCUGCUGAGGAUUGUAUAUCUCUUUUCUUAGAUGACGUUGUAAUUGAUCUGAUAGUAAAAUAUACUAACAUAAAGAUCGAGCACAUUAAACAAAAAUAUGCCAGAGAACGUGAUGCCAAAUUGACGGAUUCUACUGAAGUAAAGGCAUUUCUCGGAAAAAGUCAUACAGAGCCAUGUCUGACGAAUAUGGAGGAUGGAGCAUCAUUACAGUAUUGUAUUGACUAA